Messenger RNA from Arabidopsis lyrata subsp. lyrata, 384 nucleotides. RefSeq lists its product as uncharacterized. The record is from RefSeq and is a predicted model, not a curated record. The transcript is spliced from 2 exons. NCBI's taxonomy places the organism in Eukaryota, Viridiplantae, Streptophyta, Magnoliopsida, Brassicales, Brassicaceae. The coding region runs from base 100 to 342 and encodes 80 amino acids.
UUCUAUAAAAACGUUAUACAACAUUGUCUAUCUCACAUCGUUUUCUUCACCAACUCUUUCUAAGUCCACAAAGUUAUCGAGAAAAAACAGAGUCUUUCUAUGAUGAUGGGAAAAUUUUCGUCUAAGUCUGCUUUCAUCAUCCUUUUAGCUUUUACUGUGAUGAUAUUCGUGACAGUUCAGAUUGCUGAGGCGAAACGUCUCUUACCUGAAGAAACUUCUCUCCAUCCUGAAGCUUCACUAACGGUUAAGCAAAAUGGGUUUGGUUUUUGUACGCCACCAUGCAAAGAAUUAUGUUUUGGUACAGGCUGUUAUUGCGUUUGUCCUCCACCUAUAAAAACAUGAAUUAUAAUCGCAAGUAAUAAAAAGUACUACUAGUGUUUAAUA